UACAAAUAUUUUGACAUUCAGUGUACGUCAUAAAUAGGCUGUCGUAAUAUCCACAAAAAUGUCUCUGGGAAAGUUUUUAGCCCUCGACAAGCUAAGCAAUUUUUUUAACGUAAUUCGUCAGAACGGUGGUAUAAGAGCCUCUCUGUAUAAACUAUACAGGCAGGACGAUGUAAAGGACGGUGUUCUAGUUGGAGAAGACAAAUAUGGUAACAAAUACUAUGAGAACCCACGUUUCUUUUACAGCAGGAACAGAUGGGUCGAGUACUCGGACAAGUAUUACUUGAACUAUGAUGGAAGUCAGGUUCCCGCUGAAUGGUUUGGUUGGCUACACUACAAAACCGAUUUGCCUCCGCAUCAGGAUCCGAGUCGUCCCCACUACAAGUGGAUGGCGGACCACACCGAAAAUCUUUCUGGUACGACCGCCCAAUAUGUGCCGUACAGUACGACCCGACCCAAAGUGGAAGCCUGGGAGCCGAAACGCAAAGACAGUGUUUAAAAAUAAAUUCGCGCUAAAAUUUAUCUUGUAGAACACCUUUUUUUUGUAAAUGUCAGCUGUCAAAUACUGAUAUGUCAGUCAGUUUUUUUUUUUAAAUGUUGCUAUAAUAUUUAUAAAUGAAACUAAAGUAAUUUGUACAUGUUAGUUUUUAAGUAGAAAGUUGAAUAAAUAUAUGGAAUUCG
Bombyx mandarina (wild silkworm) is the source of this 678-nucleotide messenger RNA. RefSeq names its product NADH dehydrogenase (ubiquinone) B17.2 subunit (gene ND-B17.2). Lineage: Eukaryota; Metazoa; Arthropoda; Insecta; Lepidoptera; Bombycidae. Gene Ontology annotation, biological process: response to oxidative stress. The record is from RefSeq and is a predicted model, not a curated record. Gene Ontology annotation, cellular component: respiratory chain complex I; membrane.